Lithohypha guttulata is the source of this 546-nucleotide messenger RNA. RefSeq lists its product as uncharacterized. NCBI's taxonomy places the organism in Eukaryota, Fungi, Ascomycota, Eurotiomycetes, Chaetothyriales, Trichomeriaceae. The transcript is spliced from 2 exons. Bases 1 to 546 code for a protein of 181 amino acids. The record is from RefSeq and is a predicted model, not a curated record.
AUGUCGGCUGAUUCCUUGGCUGUUCUACGAAAGUCGAGAAAUCAAGAGCUAGCAGAGCUUGCAGAGCAGCAUCUCAAGCAUGAUUUGACCGAUGGCGACCGCGACAAGCUGAAGGCUGCUGCCUCAACUCUCUCCACGGCCACCACGAUCGGAACUUUGGCAGGCUUAGGACUGGGUAUCUUUGUUGCUUAUCGUGUGAGGUCAAACCGGACGAGGAUGUACCAAGCCUUCCGGGCCAGAGAACAUCCUACACACGUACGAUUCGCAAGCGGGAGGGAGGAAGCUAUACCCGACAUUACUCCGUUGUUGAAGCCAAGUACAUUGGGAGAUGUUGCUGCGUAUAGUCUUUUCGCGGCCGGCGGUGUAUUUGUAGGUGGAGAGACCGGAUUGCUGAUCGGGGCAAGCUUGGCCCAGAGGCCAAUCACCAACGAUCCCGAAACGAGGCAGAGGAUCGAGAAAGCUUUCAGGUCAUUCAGGGCAGAUGUGCUGAAGAAAGAAAUUGAGCAUCUUGAGGGUAAUGCUAGUAAGAGGCAGCUUGACUUGUAA